AUGGAUUUCAUAGUUGUUGAUGUCCAACAAAAAAUGCUUGUCGAUGCAGGCAACUCGUGCAGGUACCUUGCACUCAGCUAUGCCUGGGGCAAUGUUCCGCAGCUUCAGCUGACGCUGGGAAGAAAAGAAGAGCUGUUUGUACCGGGAGCACUGCAAAGAUGCUGGGAACAAAUACCCCGGGUUAUCCGAGAUGCUAUGCACGUUGUUGCUGCGAUUGGAGAAAAGUACCUUUGGGUUGAUGCCCUUUGCAUCGUGUAG
Messenger RNA from Cladophialophora bantiana CBS 173.52, 258 nucleotides. RefSeq lists its product as uncharacterized. The transcript has a single exon. The record is from RefSeq and is a predicted model, not a curated record. NCBI's taxonomy places the organism in Eukaryota, Fungi, Ascomycota, Eurotiomycetes, Chaetothyriales, Herpotrichiellaceae. Bases 1 to 258 code for a protein of 85 amino acids.